Haliotis rufescens (red abalone) is the source of this 2964-nucleotide messenger RNA. RefSeq names its product SPRY domain-containing protein 3-like. The coding region runs from base 279 to 2069 and encodes 596 amino acids. NCBI's taxonomy places the organism in Eukaryota, Metazoa, Mollusca, Gastropoda, Lepetellida, Haliotidae. Gene Ontology annotation, molecular function: protein binding. The record is from RefSeq and is a predicted model, not a curated record. The transcript has 17 exons.
GGACGAGUUUCUUCCCUUAGAACUACAUCGGCAAUCACAACAACACGGUGCUCGAGAGAAGGAUAUGAACAGGAUAUGACAAGCAAGAGAAGAAUCUAGAGUGAACUCACACCAUUUGCUGGUUCACUGUUAUUAACGACCUCGCGACCUCACAGAUACAUCAGAUACAUGAAAUGACGGAAGAAUAGCAGUUUCCCUUGCCAUAACCACUGAGCAGUGUCGUAAUUACAUGGGAGGUCAAGGUUCAAGGGCGUGAUCGAGCACUGCUGACGGAUACAAUGUCCGCAACCAUGAACUACCAUAGUCUACACUGCCGGGAGAUGGCAGUAGACCAACGGACGGGCGAACUUAGAUACGAUACUGCUUCUCCAGAUUUACCAGUUGCUCAGUUCAUUGGACCGAAGCCUUUGUCCAGAGUCUGUAACAGUUUUUCAAUAGAGAUCGCCAAUCCCGGCAUGCACAGCUACAUAGCAAUAGGAGUGUGUAACAGACACUACCCCGCCCACAGGCAGCCAGGGUGGAAGGCCAACUCCGUGGGGUACCACGCAGACGACGGAGGUAUUUAUUUGUCGACUGGAUCCCCGAAACACAAAUUUGGAACAAUCCGAGUGGGUGAAGUGAUGGGCUGCUCCGUGGACGUCACCGAUAAUACAGUCACGUUCUUCAGAAAUGGAAAUACGAUCUACAAGUCCCCUCCCCUGGCCGUCCCUCCCGGGGGGUUCUACCCCGUCGUUGGCCUCCACUCACACGGCGAGAGGGUCACCCUCCUGGAAGUAGAACCGUGGACGCCAGAUGUCAAGUCCUUUCCGGAGACAGAAGAUGUGGUAUACCAUUCCUUGUUCUGCCGAGAGGCGCGUGUGUCUCAUUCAUCAGGGACCGUAAGCUACGACUCCAUGUCCCCCGACAUCCCUGUUGGUCAGUUUCUGUCGGAGUGUCCACUCUCGCCGAUCUGUAACAAGUUUUCAAUCGAAAUUGCAAGCCAAGGACAAAUGUGCUGCAUAUCUAUCGGAGUGUGUCACCGCCGUUACCCCGGCAACAGACAACCUGGAUGGCUGCCCAACUCAAUUGGAUAUCAUGCGGACGACGGAGGCAUCUGCCACGGAAGAGGGCAGCCAUCUGCGCAAGGCCCCCGCGCCAGGGCAGGUGACACGAUGUCCUGUGAAGUGGACUUCCGCACUAACACCGUCAUAUUCUGCCGGAACGACACAGUGGUGUACAGGAGCCCCGCCCUCAGGCUCCCUCCGGGAGGGUUCCACGCUGCAGUUGGAUUCCACUCCCACGGCGAGUCAGUCUGUCUACUGGAGAUGGAGCCAUGGAGAUCUGCUGACGACCAGUAUUUACCCCCGCCAGUUCAACAGCUGUAUCACUAUUCUGUGUGCAAGGAUGCUUCUUUGAACCAAGCCAGUGGGAUGUUAAGCUACAAUGGAGGGGAUACUGGGCCUGUUGCUCUCUUGGUUUCAAAGUGUCCUCUUGCUCCAGAUAUUAACAGUUUUUCUAUUGGAAUUGUAGACCAAGGAAUAGGGUGCAGAAUUGCGAUGGGGCUGUGCCCUCAACAUUAUCGGACGGACAGCCAGCCGGGGUGGCACAAGCACUCCAUAGCCUACCAUGCAGAUAACGGCGGCAUAUACGCUGCCACAGGAGUUGCCAAGAAGUCACUUCCUAUAGCUAGGCAGGGCGCCACCAUGACUUGUCAGUUCAACUUCUCGGACCAAACAGUCACAUUUCUCAACAAUGGGAAAAAGGUGUAUCAGUCCCCACCCCUGACAGUGCCCCCUGGUGGCUUCUAUGCAGCUGUAGGAUUACACUCACAAGGGGAGACAAUCAGGUUGUGUGAAGUUGAGCCUUGGAGAGGAGAUGACCCACUGCCCUGUCUGGAACCAGGAGUGACGCCGGACGCCCAGAGUAUGCCCGUGUGUACUGUGUGCAUGGACAGAGCGGUCACCCACUUCCUGAUUCCCUGUGGUCACACCUUCUGUGCUGAGUGUAUGGGAGAGUGGUCAGCUGUCCAGAAGACCUGUCCAACAUGCCGGACCACCUAUCAAGAAGUGAAAACUUUGUUUUUUGGAUAGUUUUGCGAAAAUCGUAGUGACUUAGACAGUCGAUAUUUUAUUUAGUGUGUUUUGGUGUAUUGAGAUUCGAAACCGUGUCGUACAUGUACAUACGACGAGCGAGAACAACGAAUGUCUCUGUUUAAAAUGUACUUGUUUGUGAUGAGUGAGUGACCACUGGUCAUAAGGCCACGUCACUCAUUGGGAGAAGAAAAACGGGUUUAGCACAGUGUAACUAUUUCAAGAAUUGACCCCAGUCUUGGGCCUGACAGGCCAAUGUCACUGCCACAACAACAUACACAGAAGCAAGGUUUAACUGAGCUUAAGUCAGCAUUGGCGGAUUCCACCAGUUUGGUUUGUUCACACAAGUUGGAGAAAAUGCAAUUCAGAUAUAACAAAUAUGAAAACAACUGUAUUAGAAUUAUUGGAACUGUUCCAGAUGCUCAAGACAUUACCAGGAUCAUAUUCCUAUUGUUAAAAUUGUUAAAUGUAUAUAUUUAUUAAAUGUGUGAUAUUGAUUGCGACAUAAUGUUAAGUUUUCUAAAUAUCAAUCAUUCCCGAACAAUAUGUUAAUAUUCAAUCAAAUAUAAUCUGGGAAACUGUUAUCCGCCCAGUCGUAACUGAUGUCUUGUCGGUACAAAUGUACGCACUUUUGGGAUUAGAGCCCACACUGUCAGAGUGAGGCACCUAAUCGCCAGCACACAAAGUCCGCGAUCUAACCCGCUCAGCCACCAAGGUUUUCACAAAAAUGAAUGUUCAUAGCUUUCACCCAUGGGGCCCGUGCCAAUUUACACUUGUCAGAGGGGUACACAAAGUGCGGGAUCUAGACCAUCAGUUACUUUAAUAAGAAAGUGUUAUCCCAAAUAUAACAUAUGCAUGUAUUGCAUCAAAAGCCAAUAAAAUAUGAACUUAUUAA